AGCCCUUUAAAGCAAUGCCGACCUUCCCGGGUUUUCCCUUUUUCCGAAAUCUCAGCUCACGCGGAAGCGGCCCACUGUACGAACCCCUUCCACCCUCCUCGCACGCACCCUUUGGAGCGGCGAGCCUUCCCGCCGCCCCGGGGCGCAGUUCGGAGCGAGACCCGGCUCCAGGAAGCGGGUGGAGCCUCGGCCGCCUGCAGGGCCCGAGGCGCAGGGCGGAGGGGGGAGGGCAGGCCCUCCCAGCGCCCCGUCCCACGCCGGCGCCCCGCCCCUCCUCCCAACCCCACCCGACGCGCGGCGGGCACGCCCAGUCAGCCGGGGCCUCGAGGGCCGGUCUCUGGGAUCCCGGGCGGGGGAGCGGGCGCCCGCGCCUGAUUAUCCGCACUCGCUGGUCUCGGAGCGCGCGCCCGAUUAGGCGCCCAUGGCCGCGCACAGCUGCGGGCCCGCGCCGCGGGCACACGCCUCCGUCCCGCUCGCUCCCGAGUUGCGGGCCGCGCCCAGGAGCGGGGUGGCUCGCGUCACGCGGAGGCCUCAAUAAAGGGCUUUGUGGUGCCAGUCCCGCCCGCCGGGGGCUAGGGGAGCCAAGCGCGGGGCGGAGUCCCACGGGGGCCCUCGGGUUAAGCGGCCAAGGCUCGCACACCCUUGACGGAACAAAACUUGGGAGCGAAAGAGAUGGUCCUUGUGAGGAAUAAAGAUCGUGUCUGUCAUUUCUCUGCCAACAUGAGUCCUGUGUUUCCUUGGAAACCACUCUCAUCCCACCUCUAGUACUCAUACUUUGUGUGCACCUGACCCCACCCCAGAUUCUAGGAAUGAUCACAUGGCAUUGGCAUAAGCUGAUCAACAUAAACACCGCCAGCUUGACUACAGCAACCCACUCAAGGAUGAAAGAGGGAAUCACGUUAACCCAAACAGCAUAUAUCCCAGAACUUUUGGGAGAGUUUGCAGCAAAAAGUCCUCUUUCCAUCUUGGAACUAUGGAAAUAAAAGCCUGAAACUCCUGGGAACAGCAGACAGGACACACCUAACUCGUGAAGAACAGAGCCAGGACAUGAAAUGGGACCCCUUCCUGAAAUACAUUUGGAGCAUCUGAAUUCAGCCAUGUUAGAAGUGAGAUCUAUUCAUGGAUUUUAAAUAUACAAGAGCUAAUAAUUCCCCUUCCCCUUUUUGUCUUUUUUGUUAAGUCCUGUUUGAAUUGAGCUAUCUAUUUUGUGAAAGAAAGAAUAUUCCCAGAUACAGACAUACACCCAAGAUCAACUAUAAUAGGAAGGAGGAUGUCCAAGUGCAAAAACAUGGUAUUGAUAGGU
Molecule: messenger RNA, 1303 nt
Organism: Mustela erminea (ermine)
Lineage: Eukaryota; Metazoa; Chordata; Mammalia; Carnivora; Mustelidae
Product: translation initiation factor IF-2-like
Exons: 3
Coding region: 15-692 (225 amino acids)
Source: RefSeq, a predicted model, not a curated record